AUGGGUGGUAACAGCAAAUCUACCAAGUCCAGAUCCGACAAGAGAAGAUCCGGCAGAAGCGAGUCGAGCAAGAGCAAAGGGAGCAGCAGCAGAGCAGAACUUCACAUAAAUCGCCUCUUCAUUGUCGUAUACCGAGGCGACCCGACUGACCAUUCCUACUUGCGACACACGGCGCUCUUCGUCUCCACCGACGAAGGAGCGCAAAGCAGCCUCCUACAUGCCAUCGGCGAGCCUGGGAACUUUGAAUUUGAGGAAGUCUGGGGCGCCCAUGACCCUGCCGAAAGCCAGACAUUUGUCGGACUUGUUGAGGUCAGCGUCUACGAGCAUAAAGAUGUGCGGGUGCUUCAAGACUGCAUCUCUGGGACGCGCAUUCGGAACGACCAAGACACCUGGGACUGCCAGACUUUUGUGACGGAUGCUCUAAAGAGACUCAAGAGAAAAGGGCAUUUACAUGAAGAUGACUUCCUCAAUGGAUUUGAAGGAAUGAUGGAUAUGCUGGAGACGGAUAAUAACCUUAUUGACGAUGAUUGGGAAGAGUAG
Clonostachys rhizophaga is the source of this 540-nucleotide messenger RNA. Lineage: Eukaryota; Fungi; Ascomycota; Sordariomycetes; Hypocreales; Bionectriaceae. The record is from the annotation of a GenBank genome assembly.